Oryzias latipes (Japanese medaka) is the source of this 2621-nucleotide messenger RNA. It is a transcript of the gene zc3h14, whose product is annotated as zinc finger CCCH-type containing 14. The record is from RefSeq and is a predicted model, not a curated record. Lineage: Eukaryota; Metazoa; Chordata; Actinopteri; Beloniformes; Adrianichthyidae. Gene Ontology annotation, biological process: regulation of mRNA stability. Gene Ontology annotation, cellular component: cytoplasm; nucleus. Gene Ontology annotation, molecular function: poly(A) binding; metal ion binding.
UCGGGCGUCGCACAGUCUGACGUCAUACACAAGCGUCUAGUCGAGGAGGGCUGAAGUUAUUUUUUCAAUAAUCAAUUCUUCUGAAAACAUAUGCAGACAUGGAGAUUGGAGCUGAAAUCAGCAAGAAAAUCAGAGCUGCUAUCAAAGGCAAACUCCAGGAGCUUGGUGCUUACAUAGAUGAGGAGCUGCCUGACUAUAUUAUGGUGAUGGUGGCAAACAAAAAGACUCCCCAGCAGAUGACCGACGAUUUAUCUCUAUUUCUCGGAAACAACACUGUCAAGUUCACCGCCUGGCUACAUGGUGUUUUGGAGAAGUUGAGAUGUGUUGCUGGAGAGCCUGCCGCUAUAAGGCAGCUGCAGUCUGAUUCCGUUCUGCUGGCGCCGAAGGUUCAGCCGUCUGCGGGGGAAAACGGGCAGGCAGAGGAGCUGAAGGUGCUGGCCGUGUCCAGCUCACGCUCUGACAGAACCGAAGCCAGAGUCUCCAGUUCUGCUCAUGACAGCAGAAAAGGGGUUCUAGAAAAAGGUUCCUCUCGGUUUAGUUCAACCAUGAAGCCCCUCCUGGAGCCCCUCCCCUCAGAGGCUGUUAUCGACAUUAAACCAGAAAUGGACGACGACCUGAUCGCUGAGGAACUUGUGGAAGCGGGAACCCACCACCCCCGCAGGCGCAGUGCUGCAUCUAGACCCACAGCUGAGAUCUACAGACCGGGUCAGAGCAGGCUAGCCCACCCGCCUGCCAGCUCCGAGGACGCGUACCGGCCCUCCGACGGCUCCUCCCACAUCCGGCAGCAGGACUACAGGGGCAGCAGAUCCUCCAGAAGCAGCAAGCAGGAAGACUUGUCCCGGAAGCGAAAGGCCCCCGUCGCCAGUUCUGUUGUGCGGGUGAACCGAGCCUCUGACGAAGACAGCGACGAUGCCGAAGAUGACGACGACACCAGCUACAGCGGCAGAGGCCUGUCCAGCAGAGUCGCCGUUCCCUCCAAGCCCGAGCGCAAACCCACCCUCCCUCCAGCCAAACAGGCCAACAGAAACCUGAUCCUGAAGGCCAUUUCCGAGGCGCAGGACUCCAUCACCAAAACCACGGCGUACUCUGCCAUGCCACAGAGGCAGACGGUUCCUGUGGCGCCUCGUGCGCGCCUGGCCAGCAACGAGGAGAUGACUGCAGCCAUCCAGCUGGUCCAGGAGCACCUGCACAGCCUGGCCCCGCAGGCGCAGGACUACACGGCUGCAGAACACGCUGCUGCCCCCAGAAACACAGUCAGAUCGUUGGCGUCGCGCCUGCAGCUGGAGAGCGGCGACGGCGGCGGCGAGCAGAAGAAGCACAAGGUGGAGGUCGCCGCCAACACGGAGCCAAAGGCCUUUGACACGCGCUCCUUCAUCGUGAGCCGACCGCUGCUGGACCAGCCCGCCGUCAGGAUCCCGCUGCCGUCCCAGCCCUCGUUACCUCGCAUGGUCCAGGCCAGGGAAGGCGCCGACUCGGCGAGCCCCAAGUUCAUCGUGACCUUAGACGGAGUCCCGAGUCCGCUGGGGAACCUUGUGGACGGAGAUUCAGAACUGGAUGAAGUCAGACCGCCGACGAGGGUCACGGAGGCGGCGGGACUCAGGGAGCCCAAAGUCAGCGUCCUGGACCGGUUGCAGGGCGUGAUUGCAGCCUCAGGAGACGACGAGAUGGACGUGGAGAUGGCGGAGGAGGACGCCGUCCCUGUGAAGAGACAGAAGGUCAUGGAGCGCUGCAAGUUCUGGCCCGUGUGUAAAAGCGGCGACGAGUGUUUGUACCAUCACCCCACCACACAGUGCAAGACUUUUCCCAACUGCAAGUUUGGGGACAAGUGCCUCUUCGUGCACCCCAACUGUAAAUACGACGCACGCUGCACCAAAGCCGACUGCCCCUUCACCCACGUGAGCCGCAGAGCCCCCGUGGCGCCCCCGCCCAGACCCGCCGUGCAGCCGCCGCAGACGUCCAGCGUGUGCCGCUUUUUUCCAGAAUGCAAGAAGAUGGAAUGUCCAUUUUAUCACCCAAAGCCGUGCCGCUUCGCGGCGCAGUGCAAGCGCGCCGGAUGCACCUUCUACCACCCGACCGCGGCGGUGCCUCCAAGACACGCCCUGAAGUGGACGAAGGCUCAAAGCAGCUAAUGUGAGCAGAGCCGCGGCGUGGGAUGGAAACACGCUGGAGGAGCCGGAACUGCUGCUUCUUACGUUGGAUGUAGUUUUUGGAGAAUUUUUUAAAUAAAUUUUGUUUUGUAACUUAAACGGCUGAUUUUUUUUUCUUUUUAUUUUUUUUUUAGUAGAAGUCUGAACAUGAACGGUAUUUUUUUUUUCUUUUCUUAUCUCAUCAUCACUGAACCACAAGAUGCUGUUGAACUGCAAACAUUUCUGCUUGUUUUAUUUCUGCGAAGCUCAAACACCAGCGAAGUUUGGCUGAAUUGGAGAAAACCAUCAGAUAAAAUCUUAAAAGCGGCCACAGAAUGAGUCACGUUUAUCAACAAGCUUCAAAAGAAAUUAUGAUGCAAGUGACAUUUUACCAUAAAACUGCUGAAACAUUUCAGCUGAAACUCCUGGUUUUCAUGAGGCCUUUAAAUGUUUUUUCUUUUUUUAACAUUUCAUCAAUAAAGAGUUCAAUUGAAA